Lactuca saligna is the source of this 588-nucleotide messenger RNA. NCBI's taxonomy places the organism in Eukaryota, Viridiplantae, Streptophyta, Magnoliopsida, Asterales, Asteraceae. The record is from the annotation of a GenBank genome assembly.
AUGGCGGCUUCAUCAGAGAAUCUUUAUGUUCAAGACCAGACUACUCAUUCAACCUUUCUGACCAUUAAGAAACAUCAAAACCUCACCGUCGAACUUGAUCCCAUUCAAUAUGAUCCCUUUCUUUUACCUCUGAUUGAAUGCUUGAAAUACUCCCCUCUCACCAUUUCCUAUUCUCAAGUUCAGAAUGUUCCACUAUUGAUUCUCCCCAAAGCUUACACCACAGCUAACUAUGUCAAGGAAGAACAAAGGAUUUACUUCGAGAUCCACAAUCACACCACAUCAAUCUCCAAAGCCCGAUUCUGCAAUCUGUUAGGGUUUCCUCGGUCUGACAACAUGAUCAACCUAGAAACCAUCUCCAAUGUUGCAAUCUUAGAACUGCUCUAUCAAAUGGGGUACAAGGAAACUCUAACUGCGGUUUCCAAGUUCAAGAAAUCCAAUCUUCUACCCACAUGGAAUGCCCUCUCCACCAUCCUGUUCAAAUCAUUUUAUGAAAGAGUCACUAGCAAUGACUAUGCAAGAAAAAUUUUCAUGGGUCUGAUGUAUAGCCUUUACACACGUCUAAAUGCUGAUUAUGGUUCUAUCCUCUAG